AUGAUUACUGGUGCCGCUUCCAUGGACGGUGCCAUCAUCGUUGUCGCCGCUUCGGACGGUCAGAUGCCCCAGACCAGAGAGCACUUGCUCCUCGCCCGUCAGGUCGGUAUCCAGAAGAUUGUCGUCUUCGUCAACAAGGUCGACGCUAUCGAGGACAAGGAGAUGCUUGAGCUCGUCGAGAUGGAGAUGCGUGAGCUCCUCAGCAGCUACGGCUUCGAGGGUGACGAGACCCCCAUCAUCAUGGGCUCUGCUCUCUGCGCCCUUGAGAACCGCCAGCCCGAGAUUGGCGCCACCCAGAUCGACAACCUGAUGAACGCUGUCGACGAGUGGAUCCCCACUCCCCAGAGAGACCUUGAGAAGCCUUUCCUCAUGUCCGUUGAGGAUGUCUUCUCCAUCCCUGGACGUGGUACUGUCGUUUCUGGCCGUGUCGAGCGUGGUCUCCUGAAGAAGGAUACCGAAAUCGAGCUUGUCGGCAAGAACAAGGUCCCCAUCAAGACCAAGGUUACCGACAUUGAGACCUUCAAGAAGUCUUGCGACGAGUCCCGCGCUGGUGACAACUCCGGUCUUCUGCUCCGUGGUAUCAAGCGUGAGGAAGUCACUCGUGGUAUGGUCGUUGUCAAGCCCGGCACCGUCACUUCCCACAAGAAGUUCCUCGUCUCCAUGUAUGUCCUGACCAAGGAGGAGGGUGGUCGCCACACUGGUUUCCACGGAAACUACCGUCCCCAGAUCUUCAUUCGUACUGCUGGUAAGUCUUGA
Molecule: messenger RNA, 756 nt
Organism: Aureobasidium vineae
Lineage: Eukaryota; Fungi; Ascomycota; Dothideomycetes; Dothideales; Saccotheciaceae
Source: the annotation of a GenBank genome assembly